Tachyglossus aculeatus (Australian echidna) is the source of this 2263-nucleotide messenger RNA. It is a transcript of the gene FERMT3, whose product is annotated as fermitin family member 3. Gene Ontology annotation, cellular component: cell-substrate junction. The coding region runs from base 99 to 2096 and encodes 665 amino acids. The record is from RefSeq and is a predicted model, not a curated record. Gene Ontology annotation, biological process: integrin-mediated signaling pathway; platelet aggregation; cell-matrix adhesion. The transcript is spliced from 15 exons. NCBI's taxonomy places the organism in Eukaryota, Metazoa, Chordata, Mammalia, Monotremata, Tachyglossidae. Gene Ontology annotation, molecular function: integrin binding.
GGCGGCCUGCGGUUCUGGGGGAGGAAUCCCUAGUGUUGGAUCCAGAGGCCCCCGAGACCCCCCGACUCACCCCGAGCAAGGCCCCGGGCCCCGCAGCCAUGGCAGGCCUGAAGACGGCAAGCGGAGAUUACAUCGACUCCACCUGGGAGCUCCAAGUUCUCGUCGGGGAGCAGGAGACCGAGUCUGAGCCUGUGGUCCUGAGGGUCACCGGGGAAAUGCACAUCGGAGGGGUCAUCCUGCAGAUCGUGGAAAAGAUCCAGAAGAAGCAGGACUGGUCGGACUAUGGCGUGUGGUGGGAUCAGAAGAAGCUGUGGCUACUGCAGACGCACUGGACUCUGGACAAGUACGGGAUCCUGGCGGACGCCCGCCUCUUCUUCGGACCCCAGCACCGGCCGGUCAUCCUGCGGCUGCCCAAUCGCCGGGCCCUGCGGCUCCGGGUCAGCUUCUCCCGGCCCCUCUUCCAAGCCGUCGCCGCCAUCUGCCGCGUCCUCAGCAUUCGGCACCCCGAGGAGUUGUCCCUGCUGCGAAUUCCGGAGAAAAAGGAGAAGAAGAAGAAGGAGAAGGAGCCUGAGGAGAAGGUGUUUGAUCUCAGCCAGGUCGUCAUUGCUGGAGGGGUGUCCCCAGGCCUGUUCCGGGGUCUGCCGUCGCACCUGUCGGACUCGGCGGAGGCGGAGGCCUGUUACCGCAGCCUGCUGAGCCGGGCCCAGCCGGCCCCGGACCCCCGCCUGCUGCAGAGCCUGCCCAGACCCGACGCCCUCAGCGACAAGACGCGCCUCCACUCCAGGUGGCUGGACUCAUCGAGAUGCCUCCUGCAGCAGGGAGUGCAGGCCGGGGACACCCUCCUGCUGCGCUUCAAGUACUACAGCUUCUUUGACCUGGACCCCAAGACGGACCCGGUGCGGCUGACCCAGCUGUACGAGCAGGCCCGCUGGGACCUCCUGCUCGAGGAGAUCGAUUGCACCGAAGAGGAGAUGAUGGUGUUCGCUGCCCUCCAGUAUCACAUCAACGAGCUCUCGGCCGGCGCGGAGCCGGGAGACUCGGCCACCAACGACUCCGGCCUCGACGACCUGGACGCGGCUCUGAGCAACCUGGAGGUGAAGCUGGAAGGCUCAGCCCCGACGGACGUGCUGGACAGCCUCACGGCCAUCCCCGAGCUCAAAGAUCACCUCCGCAUCUUCCGGCCCCGCAAGCUCACCCUGAAGGGCUACCGGCAGCACUGGGUUGUCUUCAAGGAGACCACCCUCUCCUACUACAAAAGCCAGGACCAGGCCCCCGGAGAGCCAGUCCAGCAGCUCAACCUCAAGGGCUGCGAGGUCGUCCCCGAGGUCAACGUCUCCGGACAGAAGUUCUGCAUCAAACUGCUCGUGCCCUCUCCCGAGGGCAUGAGCGAAAUCUACCUGCGCUGCCAGGAUGAGCAGCAGUACGCCCGCUGGAUGGCAGGGUGCCGCCUGGCAGCCAAAGGUCGCACCAUGGCCGACAGCAGCUACCAGAGCGAGGUGCAGAGCAUCCUGGCCUUCCUCAACCUGCAGCGGGCAGGGGGCGGAGGCGGGGGCUCCCUCCACAGCCAGGGCGCCGACAUCAACCCCGAGACCCUCAACCCCCACGGCCUCGUCGCCCCCCGAUUCCAGCGCAAGCUGAAGGCCAAGCAGCUCACCCAGCGGAUCCUGGAGGCCCACCAGAACAUAGCCCAGCUCUCCCUGGCCGAGGCCAAACUGCGCUUCAUCCAGGCCUGGCAGUCCCUGCCCGACUUUGGCAUCUCCUAUUUCAUCGUCAGGUUCAAAGGCAGCAGGAAAGACGAGAUCUUGGGCAUUGCCAACAACCGCCUGAUCCGGAUGGACCUCGCCGGGGGGGAUGUGAUCAAGACCUGGAGGUUCAGCAACAUGCGCCAGUGGAACGUCAACUGGGACAUCCGGCAGGUGGCCAUCGAGUUCGACGAGCACAUCAACGUGGCGUUCAGCUGCGUGUCCGCCGGCUGCCGCGUGCUGCACGAGUACAUCGGCGGCUACAUCUUCCUGUCCACCCGCGAGCGGGCCCGAGGAGAAGAACUGAACGAGGAUCUCUUCCUGCAACUCACCGGGGGCCACGAGGCUCUCUGAGGCCGGGGUCCCUCCCCGGGGGACACCCCCCCUUCCCUCUACCGAGAAUCCCCCGUCCCCACACACAGACCACCGUUUCCCCUCCCACGUUCACUGCUGUUCACCGAGCGAGGAAGCCGCAGAGCUUACCGUUUCCUCCCAGCCAGGACUGCCCCCACCUCCCCUCC